CAAAAUUAGAAAGAGCACAGAAUCCCAUAAAAAUAGUGUUAGAGAGAGAUAGAGGUUGCAAACAAACACAGUGUCAACUCUAAGCUGUAAGCUGCAGAAUUUGGAUGAUGGGAACUCAACUCGGUACUAUUUGACUCACUGACUCAUUCAUCAUUCAACUCCUACUAAAAAAUUCGGGCUAGAUUGAGAUAAAGUGUACGACGCUAUGGGUGUCCCAGGCAAGUGGAUUAGAGCAUUGGUUGGCCUAAAGAAAUCAGAAAAGCGUGAAUCCUUAGAGAAGGAUGGAAAUCAGGCUAGCAAGUUUCGCCAUCGGAGAAAAAAUUCCGUUGAAAUUGACAACGGAAAACUUCAAAAUGAGUUUGACAAUGAUGGUGCUGCACCUAUUGGAGAUGCAGAUCAUGCGAAUCCCCAAUCUAACCUUGAAGCCCAUUAUUCUCCUUCUACUUCACAACAAGUACAGGAUCCUGCACAUAAUCAUCAAAUCACAAGCGAAGAAUGGGCAGCAAUAUGCAUUCAAACAGCGUUUCGUGGAUUUCUGGCCAGGAGAGCACUACGAGCUUUGAAAGGAUUGGUAAGGCUUCAAGCCCUUGUAAGAGGCCAUGCAGUAAGAAAACAAGCUGCAAUAACUCUCCGUUGUAUGCAAGCUUUGGUGAGAGUUCAGGCUCGUGUUCGGGCAAGGCGUGUUCGCUUGUCAUUGGAAAGUCAAACAGAACAACAGAAACUUCAGCAACAGCUUGUAAACGAAGCUCGUGUUCGAGAAAUUGAAGAAGGUUGGUGUGACAGUGUGGGAUCUGUUGAAGAAAUUCAAGCCAAAAUAUUAAAGAGACAGGAGGCUGCAGCAAAACGUGAGAGAGCCAUGGCAUAUGCUCUAGCUCAUCAGUGGCAGGCAGGAUCAAGGCAGCAGGCCAUUUCUUCAGGAUUUGAACCUGAUAAAAGCAGUUGGGGUUGGAAUUGGUUGGAAAGAUGGAUGGCUGUACGUCCUUGGGAGAAUCGUUUUCUUGACAUUAAUACGAAGGAUGGAGUGAAGGCAGACGAAAAUGAUGUUAUGGAUGGUAGAAAUGGAAUCAGACCUCAGUUCAAGUCUACUAACACAAAAUCUAAUCUGGCAAAUAUUCAUCCAAGCGUUGUCAGUCACAAAACCGGCCCUUCUCUUUCUGAUGGCUGUGAUUCUUCUUCCACUAGCAAGUCAGCAGGUUUGCUAGAGACAUCGAAUACACAAUCUGUUAAACCAAAAUCUAAUGCAAAUGUUCAAAAUCCCGUUGAAGAAACCAACUCAAAAUCUGGAGUUCAAAGAUCUCAAAGUAAUCCAAAGGAGAGAAACUCACAAGUAGAUAAACCGGCGAAAAAGCGAUUAUCUCUUCCCAACCAUGCAGGGGUUGGUUCCGGGGCUCAAACAGCCAAAUAUCCUACCAGAUCUAACAUGAAAGGGACACGUAGCACGCAAAAGCCUACAAGGGAUAAACCUAAGCUCAAUGGAGGAGGGGAUGUGAAUCUUACAAAAUCAGUUCCACCGCCUGCAGUUGUGUAACUAAGUAUUAAGAAACUACUCCAUUCUCCAUUGAGGUCCUCGGGUGACAUUUGUCUGUUUGUACAUGCAAUGCGUGACGCGAAGUGUUGAGGGGUCGCAACCACAAUGUAAAUGUUCCUCUCUUCUACGAAGACGCUGAUGUGGUUUGAUUGUUGAGAUUGGCUUGGGCUUUCAUGGUUAUAAGAUUUGUCAGGUAGAUACAUGCAUCUGUUGUAAUUAUAUGCAUAUUUGUUUUUGUGAGCUAUGUAUAAUGCGGUAUAAUAUUUAUGUUCAAAUGUACAACUUUCAGAGUGCCACUGCCUUCCAUUUUAUUUCUAUUGCCAAGUUGAAAGUGUUUUCUUAU
Messenger RNA from Medicago truncatula (barrel medic), 1871 nucleotides. RefSeq names its product protein IQ-DOMAIN 1. The transcript is spliced from 7 exons. The record is from RefSeq and is a predicted model, not a curated record. Lineage: Eukaryota; Viridiplantae; Streptophyta; Magnoliopsida; Fabales; Fabaceae. Gene Ontology annotation, molecular function: protein binding. The coding region runs from base 206 to 1528 and encodes 440 amino acids.